UCCAAAAAUGGCUUCUAUUCGCUGUCGGCGAGACCCGUGUGGAUUCAUUUGUUUAUUGUUGACAUAUUUUAGCGUCUUCUAUGCCGAUUAUGUGGUUAUUCAAUAUGUGCUCAUCCCUGCUUACUCCGGAAGUGUGUGGUGCACGCUGCACGGUGCAGUGUUUAAUGUAAUAUUACUGCUGCUACUUGCAUGUCACUCAAAGGCUGUGUUCUCAGAUCCAGGUAUGGUGCCUCUGCCUGAGACGGCCAUUGACUUCUCUGACCUGAGAUCACAAUCCAGUCGCAUGAAUGAGAGGGGUUGUGAGGGAUGGACAGUGUGCAGCAGAUGUGAAACAUAUCGGCCACCUCGGGCACACCACUGCAAGGUCUGUCAACGUUGUAUCAGACGCAUGGACCACCACUGUCCCUGGAUAAACAAUUGUGUUGGAGAGCUCAACCAGAAAUAUUUCAUCCAGUUUCUCUUCUACACGGGCAUGGCCAGCCUGUACUCCUUGGUACUGGUGGUGUCAGCGUGGGUGUGGAGGAUCCGCAGUGAGCGGGAGGAAGACGGAGAGAAGGACAAAGAAGGGGAAGAGUCGCCCAGCAAACACCUCAUAGUGGCUCACUAUAUUAUUCUUCUGGUGGAGUCCAUUCUCUUUGGUGUGUUUGUAAUGGUCAUAUUUUACGAUCAGCUAGUGUCCAUAAUAACAGACGAGACGCCCAUUGAGCAGAUGAAGAACAAGCUCAUGAAGGACAGAGCCAACGGCGCCCCUCCGACACACAACACACACACGCGGAAGCCCAAACUAGCGCUGCUCCGAGAGGUCUUUGGAAGAGGGUCUGUGCUUUGUUGGCUGUUACCACUCCACUCUGCCCCUCCUUCCAUCGGAGGAAUCAGUUAUUCGGCUCUUCCUGACUACGAUGUGUGACACACACACACACACACACACACACA
This is a messenger RNA of Alosa sapidissima (American shad), 933 nucleotides long. Its product is annotated as zf-DHHC domain-containing protein. The transcript is spliced from 9 exons. The coding region runs from base 8 to 907 and encodes 299 amino acids. NCBI's taxonomy places the organism in Eukaryota, Metazoa, Chordata, Actinopteri, Clupeiformes, Clupeidae. The record is from RefSeq and is a predicted model, not a curated record. Gene Ontology annotation, molecular function: palmitoyltransferase activity.